Molecule: messenger RNA, 804 nt
Organism: Emiliania huxleyi CCMP1516
Lineage: Eukaryota; Haptophyta; Isochrysidales; Noelaerhabdaceae
Exons: 3
Coding region: 1-804 (267 amino acids)
Source: RefSeq, a predicted model, not a curated record
AUGGCUGCCGUCGGGCACGCGUUUCCUUCGCCUUCCGCAAUGGCUGCUGUCGGCCUGUGCGUACGCUCGAAGAAGGGUGAGGACGCUAUGAGCUGGCUCGAGGCCGAAGCCGGCGGAGAGGCGCUGCUGCUUAUCAUGGUCGCCGACGGCCACGCCGGUUCGGAGGCGGCACAAAUCAGCGCGGACAACGCGCUUCCUCUCGUGGUCUCCGAGACGAAGGACGGCAGCGCAGCCUCUCUCCAAGCAGCACUCCGCUGCGUGGUCAAGCGGGACGGCGGCGUCGCAGGCGGGCCCCUCCGAGCGUGGCCGGGCGGCCUGGCGGUCACCCGGACGAUCGGCGAUGCCGACUGCCCAUACGUAUCUGCGGUCGCCGCGCUGGUGCGCGAGUGCGCCACGGCCACGGACGCGGCCGAGCGGGUGACGACCAAGGCGCUCAAGACGCGCGGCUUGCGCGACGACAUCACUUGCGUCGCCGUGUGGCUGGGGCAGCCGCCGUGGGCAGCGAGCGCGCCACCACGAAAGCCAAAGAGCCUGACGCUCGGGCGGCUCUUCCGUCCGUCCAACAGAGGCGGCUCGUCUCAGAGUUCAUCGGCCGAGUCGUCGUCCGGGUGCACACCCCUCGGGCCGACGCCGCUGCCCUCGCCCUCCGCGUCGCCCAUGGGCUCGCCCGUGUCCAGCGCCAGCGACUUGGAGCUGUUGGGCAACGGAAUGGCCGGCUUGGGCUUGGAGGGUGGGGACGCGGCGGGCGCACCCGAGGCGCAGGAGUCGCGCUCGCCCGUUGUACGUGUCAAGGUGGGCCUGUAA